AUGUCUCAAGAGCUCGGUGAUGACAGGAUGGGUGAGUCUCCAGUGAGCACGCCAUUUAAAGAACGGGCUCUUGAAGAGCAGAAAUGGAGAGACCAGAUGAUUCUAAAUGUGACGCCAGGAUUGAAAAAAAGGUCAGAAAAGGAUGAUUUGCUCUUCAGUAAAAUUGGUAGUGACCCUGAUGCGUUGAGAACGUAUCUACGGGAUUUGAGCUCUGUGCUGGUUUCGCAGCAGAAAAAGAAUCUGACGGAGUUGAUACAACGAGAGGAGAGCGUGCCAGCGAAUGCAGAGCAGGAUAGAGGGCUGUUGCAGAAGACAGAAGAUCAUACGCUGGAGGAAAAUCGCGACCCCCUGGCAGACUCUAUUUUUGGGCGCUUGAAAAAUGGGAUAUCCAGGACGAAAAUCCGUAAAAUAGACCCUGUAGUCAUCAAGGAUACUGACGUUGAUCUUGCUUCCACGGAAAUGACUCCAGAUCCCAUGGACGUUUCUGGAGAGUCAAUUUCUCGUCAGGUUACCCCUCAUAUGGAUUUGGAUAUGUCUGCAGACCAGGAAAGCGCACUAGACAUGGCCUCUGGAAAUGUUGCCGGCCCUACCGAAGGCAGCUUAGAUAGUGCCCAAAAAUUAGAUAUCAAAUCUAAGAUCAAACUGAACUCCUCGUCCGAUAUGGACUCUCUAUCUGACGCAGAUUCUCAAUCAGAUUUGGAUCACGCAUCGGAUGAAGAGCUCAUUGACCCAUUACCAAUCGGUCAGCUAAGAAAAUCACUCCGAUCAUUUCUUAGAAACAGCGAUAUCAAACUGGACACAGACUCGUGGAAGGCCCUACAGAAUGUUUCCGAAGUGCUAGUGAAGAAGCUUGGUGAAAGUCUUGUAGAAGAGAAUAGAAUGGUUCCAGAUAGACAGAACAUCUUGAAGUUAUUUGAACGAUACGGGAUCACUUCUCAAGCCGCGACAAAUGAUGAGUUGUUCGAGCUCUGCUGCAAAUACCUGAGAUUAGAGGAGUUGAAUAGUUUGGAAAUGUCUUUAUUUCUUUGA
Zygotorulaspora mrakii is the source of this 1029-nucleotide messenger RNA. RefSeq names its product centromere-binding protein CNN1 (gene CNN1). Lineage: Eukaryota; Fungi; Ascomycota; Saccharomycetes; Saccharomycetales; Saccharomycetaceae. The transcript has a single exon. The record is from RefSeq and is a predicted model, not a curated record. Bases 1 to 1029 code for a protein of 342 amino acids.